Molecule: messenger RNA, 624 nt
Organism: Cercopithifilaria johnstoni
Lineage: Eukaryota; Metazoa; Nematoda; Chromadorea; Rhabditida; Onchocercidae
Source: the annotation of a GenBank genome assembly
AUGAGAAUCAUUGUAGCAAUCGCUGUAUCGACAACAACUUUUACUAAUAAAGGAAUUGGAGAAGCAGUAGCAACAACAACAACAAUAAAAGCAUUACCACCAACAACAUUAGAAACAGGACCGAUAACCACAACAACAUUACCACCGACAACAUCAAAAACAGAACCAAUGACAACAACAACGACAUUACCACUAACAACAUUAAAAACAGAACCGAUAACUACAACAGAAAUAGCAACAACAACGACAACAGCGCCAAUAACAACGAUGGUUAUUAUUGAUAUUUCUGAUGCUAUUAUGUUGACUACUGAACUCGCUGAAUUAGUAACAACAAUUACUUCCACAGCAAUUACUACUUCCAAAAAAUGGCAAGAAGGACAACCAAUCAAAUUAGAGUCUGAAACUAAGACACCUCUAAUUUCACCUAUUCAAGAAUUCCAGAUACAUAGUAAUCCUGCAGAUAAAUCACGAUCAGCAUUCGUGGUAGUAUUGCUUUUGAUAAGUAUUAUUAUCAUGAUAACAUCGAUAACGCUAAUAUUGUUAAUCAAAUUUGGUGUUAUCCUUCAACAACCGUUAUAUACAUCAUCACGAUAUGAAGAAGUUGAUGAAGCAUCAAUGCAUUGA